GUUUCGCCCAAGGUGUCAAUUGUUGGCGAUCGAAUCAACAACACUUGCUGUGCGUAAUUUUCUGCCUCUGCAAACAUAUUUUUACAGUGUAAAAAAGAGAGGUUUUAUUGCAAUUUAGUUUAUAACAAUUAUUGAGGAAGUGUGUCUAGAAAAGGCGUACGAAUUCAUACAGCCCUUAUAGUGUGAGACGUUUUUGUGGCCCUUCCCCACCCCUGUGCGUGAAACGAUGGACGAAAGCGGCUCGAAAGGCGGCGGCGGUGAUAAGGAGACUGACGAGAAGAGUCCACCGAAGAAGGCGAAAACCGUCCAUCAUCCGCAACCCUCAACAUCGUCGUCGUCAUCAUCAUCGCUGUCCGGCAGGGCAGCUUCUUCGUCCAAUAUGGCGUCCACUUCCAGCGCCACAGCCACAGAAAGCAAAAGUGCUUCAGCAAGUGCACCGGAAGACCGGCAAAGUGAGUCCACCGCCAACGAUCCACCACCGGCGCAACGAAACCGGCACCCGGCGAGUGCUGCUCCUGCUGCCGCUGCUAAUGUCCGGAGCCGUACCCCUUCCCGGGAUCGCAAUGCCGCCGAAAGGAACGCCUCGUCCUCGAGCGAUGAGGACGCAGCGGUCGACGAUGCCUACUUUCAUCAUCUGGAGCAGUCGGUGCGCCGGUUGGUGCAUCGCAACGUGCGCAAUCUAGGUAGCCUGCGCUCCCGGCAACGUAACGAUGGCGACGAGGGGGGAGACGGUGCAGCGAAUGCGGCGGCCGACGAUAAUGAAGCGGGCUCGGGCAGCGAUGGCGGUGAUCACCGGGACGCAAUUCGUAUUCGGAAUCAGCUGGCCGAUAAUAUUGCGGAACUGCUGGCGCCUGGCUUUUUACCCAACGAGUUAGAUUACGAAACGCCCUCGGAGGUGGACAGUGCCGAGGCGGACCUGUACGACGACGAGGAUAACAACUGGCCGGCGGGUGGGUUGCAGCGCAGGCGGCGAUUGUUUGGGAUGGAGGAGGUAAACCAUCUGUCCUCCGACUCUUCCCACUCAAGCCUUUCGUCCGCUUCCACCGCAUCGUCCAGCUCGGACGGUUCCGAAUCGUACAUACAGUCCAGUGAAUCGGAUUUCGUUUCGAUCCAAGAACCGUCCGAUCAGUGUGACGAGAAUGUGCAUAAUCUAGAAUGUCUGCAGACGAGCUCCGUGAAGUGCAAAUGGAACAUAGUGCGCGAGAUAAGCCAGCGGCAGCACGGUAUAGCGUUCCAUCGGCCACCCGCCACCGUCGGACGGUACAAUCCGAUCCAGUUCCAGACGCGCGCCUACGGUUCGGUGCACCUCAUCCAGCGGCUAGGGCUGCUGCACAAGCUGGCCCACCAUACCGGGUGCGUCAACUCGCUCAACUUCCACCCGUCCGGCAAGCUGCUGGCGAGCGGGUCGGACGAUCUGCGCAUCAACCUGUGGCACUGGGAGUCGAAGAAGCUGCUCAAAUCGAUCCGCAGCGGCCACAAGAACAACGUCUUCCAGACCAAGUUCAUGACGUGCGACGGGUACGGGAGCGAGAUCGAGAUCAUCUCGACCGGGCGCGACGGGCACGUGCGCCACACGACGGUGAAAUCGUGCGGGCAGGCGGUCACCAAGGUGAUCUUCCGGUCGCAGCACCCAAUCCACAAGGUGGCCAUACCGGCCCGGAACGAUCUGACCUUCCUGAUGGCGGGCGAGGACGAGAAGGUGCGCCUGUGCGAUAUGCGCCAGGCGAAGAUGCAAACGGUGGUCGACGUCGGGUUGCGGCUGUACAGCAUCGCCACCCAUCCAUACGAUACGGAGUUUUGCGUGUCCGGCAGUGGCAGCGCGGUGCGCGUGUACGAUCUACGGCGGGCGCAGAAACCGCUCCGGAUGCUGUUUGUCGGCGAGCAGGGCGAAGGGCUACGAAGCUAUUCCAGCAUCACGUGCGCAGUAUACAACCACGACGGGACGGAGAUUCUUGCCAGCUACAGUGACGAUGAUAUCUAUCUGUUUAAACUGGCCGAAGCGCAGGCGGAAAUGGUGAUUCCGACCGAACGAUUCAGGGGCCACUGCAACGUGCAAACCAUCAAGGGCGUCAGCUUCUUCGGACCGCGCUCGGAGUUCGUGGUGAGUGGCAGCGACUGUGGGUACGUGUACAUCUGGGAGAAGAGCAGCCGGCGGAUCGUCAACUGGCUGCGCAGCAAUCCGGGCGAGGUGGUCAACUGUCUCGAGCCGCAUCCGGCCUUCCCGAUACUGGCCACCUCGGGCGUGGACAACGACAUCAAGGUGUGGGUACCGAAGGGGCUGCGCGACGAGCAGACUGCGCCCGUCUUCGAGUGGAACGAUCUGAAGCGAUACGUGCGGCGCAACGUGCACAGCCGCACGCAGCACCGGAACGACUUUUCGAUCCGCUCGGCCUCGAACCUGUCCCGCAUCUUUCCGGCGUUUGCGUACGGUCCGCGCGCGUCCCUCUUCGAUACGCUCGAUGACGACGAUGAACCGGUCCGGCCGCGGUUAGACUGUAAUCCUUCGUAAGGCACAGACCGGCGGCGUCGUUAUUAUGGCGAAGGGGUGGGAAUGACUUUUGCCGGGCAUUUUGCCACAAUGCAGUAGUGACAAGCGAACAUUCGGCGUGGAAAAACUAUGUGAGAGGAAAGCAAUUGUGCGAGAGCCCCAGGGGAGGGAAGAAAUUAUCCUUUUGUUCUGAAUUUACACGCAAAACCGUGCGUAACACCGUUGCGGUGAUUACGGGGCCCGGAACUAUUAAAGUUAUAUGUAUUUAAUAA
Molecule: messenger RNA, 2760 nt
Organism: Anopheles merus
Lineage: Eukaryota; Metazoa; Arthropoda; Insecta; Diptera; Culicidae
Product: DDB1- and CUL4-associated factor 8-like
Exons: 8
Coding region: 227-2509 (760 amino acids)
Cellular component (GO): Cul4-RING E3 ubiquitin ligase complex; cytoplasm
Molecular function (GO): protein binding
Source: RefSeq, a predicted model, not a curated record